AUGGCGGGAGAUAAGGGUCCGGUGGGACCAGCGGGUCACGAUGGAGAACAGGGUCCCGUGGGGCUGCUCGGGGCUUCGGGCCCCACAGGCCCUCCAGGAGACGACGGGGAUAAGGGCGAGCAAGGCGAGUCCGGGCAGAAGGGCAGCAAAGGAGACAAAGGGGAAGGGGGCCCGCAAGGCCCCACCGGCACUCAAGGUGUCAUCGGGCAGCCAGGACUCUCGGACACGACGCCUGACGAGCUGCUGAGCGCCGUGAUGCGCGCGGUGCUCGCGGACGUUGGCCUUCCUCCUGACCGGCUGGGAGACGUUUGUGUCGGUAACGUGCUGCAGCCCGGAGCCGGUGCUGUGAUGGCCAGGGUGGCUCACUUCCUCAGCGGGUUUCCGGACACGGUGCCGUGUUACACCGUCAACCGGCAAUGUUCCUCCGGCCUGCAGGCUGUGUUCAACAUCGCAGGAGCCAUCAGGAGCGGAUCCAUUGACCUCGGCCUCGCCUGUGGUGUGGAGAGCAUGUCUCUGGGUGAGAUGGGGAAUCCAGGAGAUUUGAGCUCCAGGCUGACGGAGGUCGACAGAGCCAGAGACUGCAUGAUCCCGAUGGGCAUCACCUCAGAGAACAUCGCAGAGAGAUUCGGGGUCUCCAGAGAAAAGCAGGACGCCGUCAGCUCGCAGCAAAAGUGAGCAAGAGAACGUUA
Messenger RNA from Pseudoliparis swirei, 689 nucleotides. Its product is annotated as 3-ketoacyl-CoA thiolase, peroxisomal-like. Gene Ontology annotation, cellular component: peroxisome. Bases 1 to 675 code for a protein of 224 amino acids. The transcript has 10 exons. Gene Ontology annotation, biological process: fatty acid beta-oxidation; phenylacetate catabolic process. Lineage: Eukaryota; Metazoa; Chordata; Actinopteri; Perciformes; Liparidae. Gene Ontology annotation, molecular function: acetyl-CoA C-acyltransferase activity. The record is from RefSeq and is a predicted model, not a curated record.